This is a messenger RNA of Oncorhynchus gorbuscha (pink salmon), 3820 nucleotides long. RefSeq names its product zinc finger and BTB domain-containing protein 21-like. The record is from RefSeq and is a predicted model, not a curated record. Gene Ontology annotation, biological process: regulation of transcription by RNA polymerase II. Lineage: Eukaryota; Metazoa; Chordata; Actinopteri; Salmoniformes; Salmonidae. Gene Ontology annotation, cellular component: nucleus. Gene Ontology annotation, molecular function: DNA-binding transcription factor activity, RNA polymerase II-specific; RNA polymerase II cis-regulatory region sequence-specific DNA binding; protein binding.
GCUGCAUUUGAUGACCUCAUCCCUGGAGUGGGAUGACGUCAAGUUCAAGAUGGAUGGAAUCACGACUACCACACACUCAACAGAAUUCUGAUAUAAAUUCUUGUUCGUGUGUUCCGUGGGAACAGAACGAAGAUAUAGGGCCAGAAUGGAGAGUCUGGUGCACUACAGUAAUCUAUCCCAUGGCCUCUCUGUGCUGGGGGUGCUCAAUGAGCAGCGCCUGAGGGGGCAGCUCUGUGACACAGUCUUGGUUGUGGGGGAUCAGCGGUACCAGGCCCACAGGAGUGUGCUCGCCGCUAGCAGUGAGUAUUUCCAAUCACUGUUCACACGAAGGGAGUCUGAGCCCCACAAAGUGAUACAGCUGGACUUCUGUGAGCCUGACGCCUUUGAGAUAGUACUGAAUUACAUAUACUCAUCCUCCCUCUUCGUGGACAGAGGCAGCCUGGCAGCCAUCCAGGAGCUGGGCUACAGUCUAGGAAUCCCUUUUCUAAUCAACAUUAUGUCAACAAGGCCGCAUGUGUCCUACUGCAUCUCCAGAAAAAGGCUGUCCUUCUCAGAGGACGAUAACGACAUCCAGCUGAGGAGUGUCAUUGUGCGCCAGAGCCGAAGGGGUGAUGCUACCGGGGCCGGACGCUAUGGUUCAAAUGAUCAAGGAGAACAGACUCAAGCUUCAGGACACAGGAAACCAAACGAAUCAGCCAGGAACACUGCAUCCAAUCCCAGAAAAUCAGCUGAAGCAACUGGUGAGGGUUCUGAUGGCAAGCCCAUCAGUUCAUAUGCCUCCAUCUUAAAGGGGAUGACAUCACACACAGGGUCAUCAGUAAGGCCACAGCUCACCUCCUCAGUCUCCUUCAGUGAAUCUCCAACAGUCAUGUUACAGUCUGAUCUAAGCACUAAAGAAGAGGAGGAGGAGCAGAGGCUCUACAGAUCCAAACCACAAUUUCAGGGCCAGGUAGGGGAGCCUAGUCAGACCAUUGACAGGAGUGGCCCACUCAUAAAAAGCCUGCUGCGCAGGUCCUUAUCCAUGGACAGUCCCAUCCCAGUCUUCUCCCCCACACUGGAGCUCAAUAAACUGCAAGGCCGAGAACAGUCUGUUGUUAAGAUGGUGGCAAAUACAGAGGAAGAGAUUCAGAUAGAGCACAAACAAAGUGUGAAAGUAGUUUCGUCGCUUCUUCUCAAGUCAAGGCACCACAGUAGGCAUGAUAAAGAUGAAACUCCAGGAAAGGAGUUCCAUGUGAAGACUGAGCCUAGCAGCCCACUGUCUGACCCCUCUGAGAUCAUUAGGAUCACAGUUGGGGAUUCUCUACCAGUUAACCUCAAAAACAAUGAAAUUCAUUUUGACCAAGACCCUACUAAGCCAUUUUCUAAACUCCCUGGAAAGAGAAGGGUGAGGAGAGACAAUCGAAGGUACCCAUUCAAAAAGUCUAAAGGGGUGAACGAACAUGAUUUCCCAUGUGAAGAUGACGAUGACAAUAUGUCAGAAUUUGUACCUCACAACUCCAACAUGGAUGACAAUGAUGAUGACUGGACUGAUGAUCCCAGGAAGAGCAAGAUGUUUAAAUGCUGGAUCUGUUUGAAAGUGUUCAGAUCCAAUGCUGGAUUGCACCGUCAUGUUAACAUGUAUCACAACCCAGAUAAGCCAUAUGCUUGUGACAUCUGCCACAAACGCUUCCACACUAACUUCAAAGUCUGGACCCACUGCCAAACCCAGCAUGGAGUGGUACAAAACCCUGCAUCAUCCUCCAGCUCAUUUGAGCUGGAUGAGAAGUUUCAGAGGAAGUUGAUUGAUAUUGUGCGGGAGAGAGAAAUAAAGAAAGCCUUGCUCAUGAAGCUGAGGAGGAAUAAGCAGGGUUCGCAGUCUCAGGUAUUUGCCAAAAAAGGUGGCCUGAGGUCCAAGUCAAAUUUGAUAUGCCCUUACUGUGGGAAAUUGUUUGUGUUUCUCUAUCAAUUCAAGCAGCAUUUGAAGACACACCCUGCGGAGAGAGACAACCAAGAGACUGAGACAGAGAGCGGUCUCUGCCAAAAGGACCAGCCCAGUCAGAGAGAGAACACGGACACAGAGGUUUACUCCUGCAGGCUGUGCAAUGAGAAGCUGUCCUCUCUCUUUGAGCAGGGAGACCACGAGAGGGGCUGUCGACACGCAACCGUGUGCCCUUACUGUGGCCUCCGAUUCUCCAGCCCAGCGGUUAAAAAAGAGCAUGAAGCACACUGCAAGUACAAGAAACUGACCUGCCUGGAGUGCAUGAGGACCUUCAAGUCUUCCUUCAGCAUAUGGAGACACCAGGUGGAGGUUCACAACCACAACAUUAUGACUGUUAAGGAGCAGCUGAGCCAUCAAGAGGAGAACAAUGGAGAGGUAUCGACCACCUCGGAAGGCCUCUCCACACCCAGGAGUCUGUGAGGAGUGGGGAGCUCCAGAGAGGACAUCAUCGACAGUGACUCCUCAGGUCCGCCUAUGUUGGACUCUGAGGAUUCUUCAUCAUUCGUGCCCGAGGACCUGAAUGCUAGCCAGUGUCACAACGAACAUCACGGCGAGCUGACCGUGAAGGAUGAGCCCAUUGAGGAGGCCGUGAGCGAGAGGGAGGACAUGACGUCUGGGGCCUCCGUCGAGCCUGAGGAGCCAGGUGUGUGGCCAUGCGAAAAAUGUGGCAAGCUCUUUGGUGGCCACAAAGACCUGGAGCGUCACCAGGAGCUGCUGUGCCACAUCAAACCCUUCAUCUGUCACAUCUGCAACAAGGCCUUCAGGACCAACUUCCGCCUUUGGAGCCACUUCCAGUCCCACAUGUCAACCUCCGACGAACCUGGAACGAGAGAGGUUGAUGACAGGCGCCCUUUGUCUCCCUCCCCCUCACCACCACCAGCGGUCACACAUGCAACUGGAUGUCCUGCCCCACAAGUUUUUCCACCUAAACCAAUGGAGGCAGAUUCAGUGGUAGCUAAAGCUGUGGUAGCAAAAGAUAAGGAGAACCCUGGAAGCUCAUCGUCAAUGCCCAGGACAAAGAGGCCAGAGAUGGACAGAUCACACAGUAGCCCCCUACCCAAGAUGGAUAGUGUGGAUAAUUCCCUCACCCCUCAGGAAUCAGAAACCCUUUUUUACCAUGCCCCCACUCUCUCUGCCCUCACAUUUAAGAGGCAGUACAUGUGUAAGCUCUGCCACAGAACAUUUAAGACUGCCUUUAGUCUUUGGAGCCACGAGAAGAGCCAUAGUCACAUUUAAAUGUGUCUCACUCAAACACCUGUACUCUGUUUUGAGCCUCUGAGAUGAUACUUUAUGCUCACAGCAUCGUAAGAGAUCAAAUACAACUCAGCCGGCACAAGAAAGAUUUUGAAUGUAUCUAUUGCUGUUGGUAGUUGGCUUGCCUUCAUGUUAUCUUUUCCAGUGGCCAUGUGUCAUUGAGGUGAGAAAGUGAAUGUCUGCAAUGAACUGCUAUUUGACUCAUCAGCUCCUUUACAAUAGUUACUUUGCCUUUGAUAUUGGAUUUACACAGUACUGACCUAUUUCAGAUAACUCCCUUUCAGUUGGCUUUACCUAUAUAACUAUUUUUUGAGAUUCAAGAAAGUGCUUUAUUUAGGAAUUGCUGUACUGUACAAUUCAAGAACAGUUACGUGCUUUUGUGUUGAUUGAUGUGUGAAGAUUAUAUUAAUGGCCUCAGGCAUCAUGUUUAUUGAUAUGCACUUUGCAAUUCUGUUCAAUAUUUACAUUACAUAUAAUGGUCAAAUUACAUUGAUUUAAUUUCAUUAUGUGAAUCUUUAUUUUGGAUCCUCUGCAUUCCAUUAACAUUUCAGCUGUAAUCUGUUUUGUACCAUAAAAGUAUGGUUUUCA